UGACGUAGUGUGCGUUUAGGUGGAACGCAAGUGAGAGUUGUGCGUUCCAGGCAGCCAGGUGGUCAGCAUGGGGAAGCUGAACGUGGUUCUGCUGCGGUAUUUGUCCAGAGAUGACUUCAGAGUGCUGACCGCGGUUGAAAUGGGCAUGAGGAACCAUGAGAUAGUGCCCGCCAGUCUGAUCGCCUCCAUAGCCAGCCUGAAACAUGGCGGCUGCAACAAAAUCCUACGGGAGCUUGUAAAGCAUAAGCUUGUUGCAUAUGAGCGCACGAAGACUGUUCAGGGCUACCGGCUGAUUUAUGGUGGAUAUGAUUACCUGGCACUGAAGACUCUUUCAUCUCGCGACAUCAUCAAUUCGGUUGGCAACCAAAUGGGUGUUGGUAAAGAAUCGGAUAUCUACAUUGUUGCAAAUGAAGACGAUAAACAGCUGGCAUUAAAACUUCACCGACUUGGAAGAACGUCUUUUCGUAACCUUAGAAACAAGCGAGACUAUCACAAGCACAGGCAUAAGAUGUCUUGGCUCUAUCUGUCUCGUCUGGCUGCUAUGAAGGAGUUUGCAUACAUGAAGGCAUUAUAUGACAGAGGAUUCCCUGUACCCAAACCCUAUGACUACAACAGACAUGCCGUAGUGAUGGAGCUCAUAAAUGGCUACCCCUUGUGCCAAAUCCGCCAUCUCGAAGAUCCAGCAGCGUUGUACAAUGAAUUAAUGGAGCUGAUCAUCAAGCUUGCCAAUCACGGUCUAAUCCACGGGGACUUCAAUGAGUUUAAUAUAAUGCUGGAUGACGAAGACCACGUCACCAUGAUUGAUUUCCCCCAAAUGGUGUCUACAUCUCAUGCAAAUGCUGAAUGGUAUUUUGACAGAGAUGUGAAAUGUAUUCGAGAUUUCUUCAUCAAACGCUUCAAUUAUGAAAGUGAACUUUUCCCUACCUUCUGUGACAUCCAGAAAGAAUGCUCCCUUGACGUAGAAAUUGAAGUUAGUGGCUAUACCAAGGAAAUGCAGGAGGAUGAUGCGCUCUUACAACCAGCUGGUCCAGAUGAUGCCGAGGAGGAAGAUGCCGAAACAGCCUCUAUCCCACCGAAUAAAGAUGGCGAGUCGGAAACCAAAAGCAGCGAGGAAGAAGACCCAACAGUAUUGGAAGCUACAGACAGACCCUCACUCCAAGACUCUGAAAGCAAAAGCAAGAGUGGCAAGUGCGGACCUAGCUUAGACAUGACAGAAUUUAAUGACGCUUUAGCUGAGCUAGAAGGAAAGACUGUUGAAAAGAAUGAUAAGAAAACCACUGAAAUCUCUGUCCCUACUGAUGAAGGAAGUAACAGAAUGGGACAUGAGGAGCUAAGCUUAGAGGAAGAUGUUGGCAACCAAGGAAGUAAUGAGUUUGAGGAUCAUGAAGAUGACUGUCCAGAUCUUGUGCUUCUUUCUGGGGCUAACAAAGAAUACAGACCAUUCAGAGAUGAGGACAGCUUACAACAUAUCAACCAGCACCGUACAAGAACCACGAGUGUGACGUCUAUGGGUGCAGUCAGCAGCUGUUCCACAAUCCCAUCAGAACUGGUGAAGCAGAAGGUGAAGAGGCAGCUGACAAAGCAGCAAAAAUCUGCCAUCAGAAGACGUCUGCAAAAGGGAGAAGCCGGUGUGUUCACAACGCAGCGCAGAGACAACAUGUACAACAUCAAAUGUAGUGUCGACGCUGCCAGCUUCUGGGGAUAGAUGGCCUCAGCUUUUUUACAAUGAUAUCUAUGCAGUUGCUUCAUUAAAAAAUAUUGAUAUGUAUUUUAACACUUAAUGAAUAGAUUUCUUAAACCUGGA
This is a messenger RNA of Hyla sarda, 1804 nucleotides long. It is a transcript of the gene RIOK2, whose product is annotated as RIO kinase 2. The transcript is spliced from 10 exons. The record is from RefSeq and is a predicted model, not a curated record. Gene Ontology annotation, cellular component: nucleus; cytosol; preribosome, small subunit precursor. Gene Ontology annotation, biological process: maturation of SSU-rRNA; protein phosphorylation. NCBI's taxonomy places the organism in Eukaryota, Metazoa, Chordata, Amphibia, Anura, Hylidae. The coding region runs from base 68 to 1705 and encodes 545 amino acids. Gene Ontology annotation, molecular function: ATP binding; protein serine/threonine kinase activity.